This is a messenger RNA of Phycodurus eques (leafy seadragon), 4047 nucleotides long. It is a transcript of the gene ppm1ba, whose product is annotated as protein phosphatase, Mg2+/Mn2+ dependent, 1Ba. The transcript has 7 exons. Gene Ontology annotation, molecular function: magnesium ion binding; manganese ion binding; protein serine/threonine phosphatase activity. The coding region runs from base 394 to 1590 and encodes 398 amino acids. Gene Ontology annotation, cellular component: cytosol; nucleus. The record is from RefSeq and is a predicted model, not a curated record. NCBI's taxonomy places the organism in Eukaryota, Metazoa, Chordata, Actinopteri, Syngnathiformes, Syngnathidae. Gene Ontology annotation, biological process: positive regulation of canonical Wnt signaling pathway; protein dephosphorylation; negative regulation of canonical NF-kappaB signal transduction.
CCUCUGCCCGUUGAAAAAGAACGUCAUCUGUUUCAUACAUUUAACUUAGCUUUAGCCAACAUUAGCUUGGCAUUUACAUCGUGGCGAAACAACUAUGGUCCUCGUCAACAGAUAGUCCGCCUGUAUUUAUAUGAUACAAUCCCCAAAACAUGACUUUGAAAGCCUUACCCCGACGUGAAGACCUGCCGAGAAGGGAAGUGGCUGGCUAGCUUUCAAUCGGUGCUAGGUGGCUAGCGGCCGAUAGACGAAAGAGACUAAUGUUUAAAGAGCGCUAAGCCUAUCACAACAAGUCUCGCUCCUAAUAUACAACCUGCCUCUGAAGCAACACAAACAAGGACCAUUUGGGAAUCGUCCUCCUUUAACAGCAGCGGUGGGUCUCUGCAGAGCUGAGCCAUGGGUGCCUUCCUGGACAAGCCCAAAACAGAGAAGCACAACGCCCACGGUGAAGGAAACUGCAUCCGCUAUGGGCUGAGCUCCAUGCAGGGCUGGCGAGUGGAGAUGGAGGAUGCUCACACGGCCGCGCUGGGACUGCCUGCACCCGGCUUGACAGACUGGUCGUUUUUUGCCGUCUACGAUGGCCAUGCGGGCUCCAGGGUUGCCAACUACUGCUCCAAGCACCUUCUGGAGCACAUAAUCAGUGCCAGUUUCGGGGCUGGAGGGCAGCAGAGCUCACCGGCCGGUUCAGAGAGCACUACAGAUGCCCCUCCGGCAGAGGUUGCCCCCACUGUGGAGGCUGUGAAAGCUGGCAUCCGGACAGGCUUCCUGAGGAUUGAUGAGCACAUGCGCAGCUUUUCUGACAUGCGCAACGGCAUGGACCGAAGUGGCUCCACGGCCGUGGGUGUCCUCCUGUCGCCCGAGCAUUUCUUUUUCAUGAACUGUGGUGACUCUCGAGCUGUUUUGUACCGAAAUUCCCAAGUGUGCUUCUCCACGCAUGACCACAAGCCUUGCAACCCUCGCGAGAGGGAGCGCAUCCAGAACGCCGGCGGCUCUGUCAUGAUCCAGAGGGUGAACGGGUCGCUGGCUGUCUCCCGAGCCUUGGGGGACUACGACUACAAGUGUGUCGUUGGCAGGGGCCCCACCGAGCAGCUGGUGAGCCCCGAGCCAGAGGUUUAUGAGAUUGUUCGGACUCCUGAGCAAGAUCAGUUUGUUAUCCUGGCAUGCGACGGAAUCUGGGAUGUCAUGUCCAAUGAGGAGCUUUGCGAGUUUGUCAAAUCAAGGCUUGAGGUAUCUGAUGACCUGGAGAGAGUCUGCAAUGAAGUGGUGGACACCUGCCUGCACAAGGGGAGCCGGGAUAACAUGAGUGUUGUGUUAGUGUGUUUGCCCAACACUCCCAAACUGUCGGAGGAAGCUGUGAGGAGAGAUUCAGAGCUCAACCAGUACCUGGAGUCUCGUGUGGAAGCGUUGCUGUCCCGGCCGGCCGACGAGGGCUUUCCCGACCUGGUGACGGUGAUGAGGAACUUGUCCGCUGACAGUGGCAUGCCGGCUCUGCCACCAGGGGGAGGCCUUGCCAGCAAACAAAGCGUUAUUGAAGCGGUGUACAACAGUCUCAGUCCAUACAGAGAAGAAGAAGGGCCAUCCUGUUUCAUUUGAGCACCACCGACUUGGAGUGUCACUGGUAGAAGUUCCUGAUCUGCCUGGUGGACUUAAAAAAACAAAAAAAACAAAAAAGGGGGGGGGGGAAAGAAAGGACCAGGAUCGAAACUUUGUCUCACCCACCCCCCUUUCCGGUAUCUUGACUCUUUCCCCCAUUGAGAAUUCUCAAUAGACCUGGGAUUCAAAAUGGGAGGGUUAUGAUAAAGGCAUCAAGAAAGCACACUUCUUCUUUUUGCCAGUUAACUGAAACUCUUUAUGCGCCGAAGCCCCGCCACCGCCCACUUCUUAAGGACCAUUAAAAAAAGUGAGAACAUGUCUGUCAACCAUUUCCAAAGCUUCUGGACACUCCUGAACGGACUCUCCACUCGCUUGAAACACAAAAAAUUAUUUGCCUCAAAACCACUUAAUGGACUUUUAAAAGCCAUUAUUUUUUGCCACUAAGUCCAAAGACUGCCUGCCACACCUGAUCACAUGGGGACGGUCACAACUGGCACAGAGUUAAAAAUUCUUCCUGUGCAGUGCAAAAUGUCAGGCAGGUCUGUUUUUAAAUGUGGUGAAUCCUUUUUGCACGCGUUUCCUCAACUCGCCACUUUGAUAUUCAUAAGACCCAACUCGCUUUGUUGUCAUGUGUAGGAUAACUGUCGUCAAGAAUAAUUUGUCAAAUUCUGAAUAAUAUACAGAGAUAUCUGUAUUUUGACUUCAUCUUCAAACCCAGCCUUGUGGCCUACUCUGUGCGUAUGUGAUUUGUUUUUGUGCAUACGUGCUACUCUAAUUGUGUUGUUGAUCGCAAACGCACAAGGUCGUGCAUAGUAUUCUGACACAGUAACAUUCCAAAGAGGGUGUAUGUGAGGGAAAAGGAGAUCCAGCCUCACCUUUUUGACACACACUCGAUCCUACUUGUGCUGCCACUUCCCUUUUUGUGAGUUGUAAAAUCAAUAAACAAUGCCAAAAUAUGAGUUUACCUUCCAAAAAUCAGUUUUAUUUGUGCUGCGAAACAUCCCGGUUAUGUUGUCAUUCCAGAGUGAAAAUAUGUUGGGAUGAUGAUGAUUAGUUGUAUGGGAAUUUACAAUUUAAACCUUGAUGUAGGGAAGGUUGUUAAUUGUAUUGUUUUUUUUUUUUUUUUUUUAAACUGCGACCCUAGUGAGGAUAAGCGGUACGGAAAAUGGAUGGUUUUCUUUUUUGUGUCAAGAUGUGUUAAGUUAUGGUACAUAAACCUGCAACUAUUAAUACUUUUUACUUUUGGAGUAUUCAACACAUUCCAAGAAAUAUACUUAUAUGCUAUAACAUUGUCGUCCAAAGGGGGGGAUAAAAAAUCUCUAACCUUUUUUAUUUUUCCCCUUUUCUAUCUUUUUAUGUUUUGAAAUAGGAAAUCAACUCGUAAUAUCUUGGACAUACUGUACAUGCUUUUCAUUGGACAGUUGUAGGAUAUGUUAAAAAACAUUUUUUUUAUGAGAUUCAAAAAAACAAUUUAAUACUUUUUUGUUGUUGUUUAAAAGUCAUUUUUGUACAAUAUCUGAUUAAAUUAUUGAGAAGCUUAUUUAUGACGUGAAAAUACAUUUUCACUAUCUGGUCAUCCUCAGAAGGUUUUUUCAUUUUAGCCGAUGAUACCAAUAUAGGAUGAAGUUACAGCAACGAAAGCAGAUGGAGCGCAAUAUUCCUGUAGUAUUCUAUUUCAUUACACAUUAUUUGAGUUGAAGUGAGUCUUGGAAUGAAUAUAUUUGUAUUAUUUUCAGAGUAGCACAUCAUCACUUUUAACUUAUUCUAAGAUGGCUGGUAGUCAGAAAUGGUCCCACAGAUGCAUGCUUGUAUAUCACAAGGUUUUAUCAGGGAGAUAAAUGAACCCAAGCUCCUUUUGUUGGCACCUUCUACAUCUCGACACUGUAUGAUGAGAGACAUGUUUACAAGUAGCAGUGUUUCUGGGUGUGCAACACAUUUACCACCAAUCACCUAGUCCACCUGUACCUGAUGUUGUGACUGUAAACAUCAAUUAAAAGAUUGGAUUUUAAACCCAAUGGAGUAGCCAUUGUUUUCUGUUUGUUGCUAUUAAAGGAAAUUAAUAGAAACUCCCUUUUUGCCACCUUCUUACCAAUCCCAGGGCCUCCUGUACCUGAUAUUGUGACUGUAUAUGUCAAUAAAAAUAUUUUAUUUCAAACCCAAUGGAGCAGCUAUUGCUUUUGUCUGUUGCAAUGAAACAAAAUGAACCCAAACGCUCCAUGUUGCCACCUUUGUCAUCUGUACAUUAUUUCUCAUUGUUUUGUAUGAUGAAAGACAAGAAUAAGUUUACAAAUUCCUGUGCAUUUAGGCUAAACACCUACUUUUCCACCGAUCCCGGGGAUCCUCCUGUACCUCAUAUUUUGACUAAAUGUCAAUAAAAACAUUGUUUUAAACCCAGCCAGGCAUGUGCACAGACAUUUGUUUGGGCAGGUGCUCAAGCCAAAUAAAGGGUACCCAUCG